GAGAGGAAGAAGAGGAGGCGGUGGAGUGAAAGAAAAAGAGAGCUGCAAGAAAGAAGCAAAAGAAAGAAAGGAAGAAAGAGAGAAUCAAAAGAGGAAGAAAGAAACCGCAAAAAGAAGGAAGACGCCUCUCUGACUUCGAGCUUGAUCGACUCUGAAGAGCAAUUGAAAAAAGGGUGUGUGUUGACUGACAGACGUUCCAGCCAGACUGACACACGCGGCAUCGUGACUGCUACAUGGUCACCGUGACAAUCACUCAGCUGCCACGGUAAGCAGCAGGUCACUAGCAGCUAACCAUACUGGCAGUUUCCGACACACCAAGAAAUGAACGCCAUGCGGGCAAGCGAUGCCUCACGUCCCUGAGGACCUCGCUGCCUCACGAGGACUCCGCGCCCCCCCGAGGACCUUGUAACCCCAGAGGACCCGCCCAUGGACCGCCUCAAGCCCCUCCCACUCCUGCUCCUAUUGGUGACGUUCUGUCGAUGUCAAUUUGACGCCUGUCGCUCCAAGGUGGAUCCGGGCUGGGAAGCGGGGCCCGUAUGGGAGGAUUCCGCCUGCCAGCCGCCGCCCGCUAACAUGAAAGAAGCCAUGCAGAUACGAGUUGAUCCACCGGGGGUCACCUGCGGGAACCCCCCGGAACGAUUCUGCACUCUGGAGAACCCGUACUUGUGCAGCGAUGAGUGCGACGCGUCCAGUCCGGAUUUGUCUCACCCGCCUCAGCUGAUGGGGGACCGGGAAAGGGGCGGGCUCAUCACGUACUGGCAGACGGUCACGUGGUCCAAGUAUCCCGAGCCGCUACUGGCCAACAUCACGCUGUCCUGGAACAAAAGUCUGGAGGUGGUGGACGACCUGGUGGUCAGCUUUGAAUACGGACGCCCCACCAGCAUGGUGUUCGAGAAGUCCACGGACAAAGGGCUGACGUGGCAGCCGUACCAGUUCUAUGCCGACGACUGCAUGGAGACGUUUGGCAUGCCGCCCAAGCGAGUGUCUGACUUGGCGCCCAGCAACGUGACCAGGGUCAUCUGCACAGAGCAGUACUCCAGAUGGGUGGGCGCCAAGGAGGAGAAGACGGUGGUAUUUGAGGUGGGAGCUCGCUUACGAGUGUUUGCGGGCCCCAAACUCCUGAACAUGGACGCGUUGUACACGCGGCUGCAGAGCAGCAAAGCUCUGCGAGACUUCUUCACCUUCACCAACCUUCGCCUUAGACUCCUGCGACCGGCUCUCGGCGGGACUUAUGUCCAGAGAGAUAACCUGCUCAAAUACUUCUAUGCCAUCUCCAACAUCGACGUACCUGCCAGGUGUAAAUGUAACCUGCACGCAUCUCGUUGUGCGCUACGUGAUGCCACGCUGAUGUGUGACUGUGAACACAACACAAGCGGACAAGACUGCCAACGUUGCAACGCCGGGUUUGAGUCCCGCAACUGGAUGCCCGGAAGCUUCCUGCCUCUAUCCAGAGGCACCGCCAACGCUUGUGAAGCGGCAGAAACAACAACCAUGGCUGAUGACUCUGACAGAAGUUCUGCUUCAACACGUGGAAUCAUUGACACUUAUUCGACUUCCACUAUUGACACUUCUACUUCUUCUAGUUUUAUGACUUUGACUUUUGAUACUACAACCGACGUUAGUAGUACUUGGACUGCUUCAACAAUUGCAACGAUCACUUCUUUGGACACGUCUGAGUCUUUCUCUACCUCUCCUAUGGACUCUUCUACUUCUAGUUUUACUACUAGGAAUUUUGGUACGUCUGCUGACCUUAGUGGUUCGUGGACUACUUCCACUUUUGAAACUAUUACGUCAAUGGAAACAACCGAUACUUUCUCUAUUUCAACUUCUAUUGACUUGUCUUCUAGUUCUACUUGGACUGCAGGUGGUUCUGCUGUUCAAAUGUCUAGCUCUUCCAGCUCAGGAGCUGACAGCUUUAUGACUGACAGUUUUAUGAUUUACAGUUCUGCGACAGACAGUUUUACACCUAACUCUGUCACAGUUUUGACAGAGUACAACAAUAUGAGGUCUUCUACUAUUCCGGACUCCGUAGGUCUAAAGUGGGGAAGCGGUGACUCAGCAUCAGCAGGGGGUGCUAGCGUUCCUCCGGCGGUUCCUGCUGUUGGCACCUCAGGUGUCCGUCUGCGUUUAGACAUUAGCGGUCCAAUGGUACCAAGUGGCACUAGGGUGACCUCAAACAUCAACGCUGACUCUCAGGUGUCUAUUUCUGACCCAGUGACUCUGCCCCCUGACAAGACCGACUUUGUCCCCUUGUGGACGUCCACCAGCAGCUUCUCACCUUCAAGCUCAAGUUUCUGGAUGUCAGAAGUAAUUCCAUCCGAUGGCACGGUCCUUUCCAGAGAUACUCCAACUCCUCAGACAUCUACUGCUGGAGAUCCUGAAUUGACACCGGGAACUUCUAAUGGACCUCCUCCCGAAGGAUCUCCUACUGAUGACCUGCUCCCCAUUGAAGCUUCUGAAGGACUUCUUCCUGAUACUUCUCCCGAUAAUGUAACUCCCACUCCCAAUGGACUUCUUCCUGACAGACCUUCUGAUCUACUCUCCACUAAUGUACCUCCUCUCGACAAAACCGUACUUGAGAUACCGACCCCUGAUGUAGCCUCUCUUGAUGUCCCUCCAGAAACCAAGUCCACCAAGAUAAAUGUUCCACCUGCCGAUGUAGUUCCACCUGAUAGUCCGCUUGCCAAGCAACCUCCUCGUGAAGAUGCAACGCCCCCUGAACGAGACAGUUUGGAUCAAAUUGUACCGUCUGACAGAUCUCCUCCAGACACAACUUUCUCUGAAGCAGCUCCUGUGGAUGGAACGCAAAGUGAUAGAACACAGCUGAAAAGAUUUCCGCCAAAUUCACCUCCUGAUGCAACUUCUUCUGAUAGAGCUCCUCCUGACAGGCCCUCUUCUGAUGUAACUCCUUCGUUGGUUGAACCUUCUUCUGAAGUACUUCCUACUGAGGUGCGCUCCCCAGCUCCUGAUGCUGCUCUGAACAUACCUCCUUCGCAAAUUGGAGAAAUUGUACAGGACAAACAGCCAAUUGCAGCAGAUUGGUCAGAGCCUACUGCAGACUUGGCCCCAGUAGACUUCACCUUCCCUUUUUCAGAAGAUCAGGAUUCCACUGGACUAGGAACAGAAGACUCCAGUCUAGAUGCUGGAUUAGAUUCUGUUGAUUCAGAUUUCACUGGCCCUGAAACACCACCUGAAACAGAACGUUCAAAUCAGUAUUCUGGAUCAGAUUCAGUUGACCCUGAUUCCACUCGACCCGGAACACCUCCUAAAACAGAAGAUUCAAGUCCAGAUUGGGGAUUUGAGACAGUAGAUCAGGAUUCCAAUGGCCCUGGAACACGUCCUGGAACAGAAGACUCUAAUCCAGAUUCUGGUUUGAAUUCAUUCGAUCGGGAUUCAACUGCACCAUCGACACCUCUUAAAAUAGAAAGUUCCAAUCCGGAUUCUGGAUCAGAUUCAGUUGAACGUCGUUUGGAUUCCAAAACAGGCCAAACAAGAGCUGAAAGCCGUCAGGAACCUGAAUCACAGUCUUCGGACUCUAGCCCUAAAAUUCCUGAGCAGAAAUCAAGACCUGAUUCUCCUGAAAGAUUUGACGAAGCAAGAGAGGAUUCUUCUUUGGCAACUCAGCAAGGAGAGCAAGAGUCAGAAAAAUGGAGAAAAGAGGAGAAAACCAGUGAAAAAGCUGUGGAGUCGGAAGAAAAAGAAGGUUUGAAGGAAGGAGAGGAGAAAAAGAAGAAAGAAGAGAAGGCAAAGAAAGAGUUAGAAGAGAAGAAAGUAAAAGAGAAGGAAGACGAAAAAGAUAAUGAAGAGAAAGCGAAGAGAGACGAGAAAGAGGAAAAAGGCUAUGAGAAAAAAGCGACUCAGAAGAUUUUGAUACCCGGCAGUGCGACGAGCAGCAAACUUUCCAAAAUCGCCUACGUCACCUUCCAGGAGUGCGAGUGCAACGGCCACUCGAACCGCUGCAGCUUCAUGGACUUCCUCAACGUGGUGACGUGCGUGAGCUGCAAACACAACACCAGAGGGCACCGCUGCCAACACUGUCGUCUCGGUUACUAUAGGAACGACAAGCUGCCGCUCGAUCACCAGGAUGUUUGUGUGGAGUGCGAGUGCGACGCCGUCGGCAGCCGGUCCGGGCACUGCGCCGCCUUGGGGGCGUGUCAGUGCAGGCAGGGCGCCACCGGGAGGCGCUGUGACCAAUGUCUGCCGGGAUACACCCGGAGAGGAGGUGGGGUCGGCUGCACAGCCAACGUGUGCGAUGAGGCUCAGUCGUGUCAGAAUGGCGGCACGUGUGUGGACUUCCUGCGCUGCGAGUGUGCCGACAACUUUGCGGGUGUGUACUGCGAGCAGCGCGUGUGUCUGAAGAACAGCGGUUGCCUUGACGACAACACAAGCGCCGCCUCGCCACCGGUGACCUCACGGCUCCGCCUCCCGCUGGCCCUCAGCCUGAUCGCCGCCGCCGCCUUAUGAUUUCGGCGAUGUCAGAAUUCCGUGACGCGGCGUAACCGAGCCUGCGGGCGGCAUGACUGUUGUUGACAUUUUCUAUUAGCUGUUGACUUUUUUGUUGACUGUCAGUGAUAUUUUUUGGGACUGUUGACUUUUUUUUGGACUGUUGUUGACAUUUUAUGGGACUGUUGACUUUAAGCUGUUUAUUGUCAUUCACAGUUGAAGUUUACAGUCAAACUAAACAAAACUCAGAGAAUUAUAACUUGUGUAUUUAAACAACCACAUAAAUUUGCCUUAGGAAACGCUGCCAGCUUAAUGCUAACACCGUAGACGGGCUAACAAACAGCAUCUCUGGUGUUAUAACGUUAAAGAACACAUUGUGUUGACACAUAGACAGAUAAUGAUACUCAUAGGCAUAUAUUAUUAAUCCUCUGCAAAAAAUGGAAAAUACUACUGCAGCUUACUUAUUGAGCAGUUGUGAGCGUCCUCUUCCUGUAUAUCCCUGUCUAUAUUGUACUGCCCCCCUGGUGGCCGAGGUGCACAUACGAGGAGCUGCACAACUAAUAAAUCAUGACA
This is a messenger RNA of Phycodurus eques (leafy seadragon), 5016 nucleotides long. Its product is annotated as mucin-2-like. The record is from RefSeq and is a predicted model, not a curated record. The transcript has 14 exons. Bases 427 to 4464 code for a protein of 1345 amino acids. NCBI's taxonomy places the organism in Eukaryota, Metazoa, Chordata, Actinopteri, Syngnathiformes, Syngnathidae.